Molecule: messenger RNA, 1381 nt
Organism: Hypoxylon fragiforme
Lineage: Eukaryota; Fungi; Ascomycota; Sordariomycetes; Xylariales; Hypoxylaceae
Product: histone acetylation protein 2
Exons: 3
Coding region: 120-1235 (371 amino acids)
Biological process (GO): tRNA wobble uridine modification
Cellular component (GO): cytosol; nucleus; elongator holoenzyme complex
Molecular function (GO): tRNA binding
Source: RefSeq, a predicted model, not a curated record
GGCCGAGUCAAGUCAACAUACCUAACUACCUAACUACCAAACUUCAAAUCAACCAUUAUUUGAUCUAGCCCUUGGACAACCUUCGUUCAUAUUACCCCAGAAACGUACUUACCAGGCAGAUGCCGUCAUCGGCCAAGUCGCAUGCAAGAUCGCAUGCGCUGCUGCUCCUGCAGAAAUUGCUCAAUCUACGGGACAGCGCGAGCCCCUUAACCCUGGUCCUCGACACCCUCGAGCAGAGCGCCAGGCCAAUAAUCCAUGAGUUUCUAGGCCGAGCCAAGGCCCAUAAAAGCAAAGUCCUCUACAUAUCCUCCAGCACGCUCAAAAAGCCCCUGGACGCAGACGUCUUCAUCAAAGCGUGGGGCAAAUCAGCCGAGGCGCUGCGUGCGGAGAUAACCUCGCACUAUCCUCCCACCACCACCACCACCACCGCUGGACCCGGACAGAAGGUGCUCGUCGUCUUCGAAGCCAUCAAUCCCCUCGCCUCCAGCCCCUCCAUCUCCUCCAACCUAGCCCUAUUCCUCUCCAGCCUCAUCACCACCCCCGCCGUCUCUCUCGUCGGCGUGUACCACACAGACAUACCCCUCUCCCUACCCCGCCCUUCUCCUGCGUACCACAAUGAAUACGAGCCCCACCCCCUAACUACCCUCACCCACCUCGCCACCGCCAUCCUGCGCGUCAGCAACCUCAACCAAGCCAUAUUGCGGCGUCGCGCGCGCGACCGCAGCCUCCAAGAGCCCGAAUGGGGGCUUUCGGAAGGGCGGGAGGGCGUAUUGAUCGGGCUCACGAACAAGGCGGGCCACCGAUCCGCAACCGGCAGCGACGACGGAGGUCUCGUGCUCGAGAUGGAGAUGCGGCGACGCAGCGGCCGCUCCGUAGCCGAGACCUUUGUUUUCUCUACCCCACCGCCAACAACGACCACCACCACAAUACACCACGCCACAACGUCGCGUAUCUACUUGCUAUCCGAGCACCCCGCGUUCCGCACCCCUGCCCCUGACGAGGCAAACGGACAUGGAGAAGGAGGACCCGUCGGCGGUGCUAAAGACGGCGGGGGCGACGAUGGGAUGCAGACUACGUUUAACCUAGGGCUGACGGAGAAGCAGCGCCGGGAUCGGGAGGGCAUAGUGCUUCCGUAUUACGACGCGCAGACGGAGAUAGGGGCUGGCGAGGGAGGGAGGAUAUUGUACGAGAUGGGGCGGGAAGACGAUUUCGACGACGAGGAAGACGAGAUAUAAGAUGUGGGAUGUGAGAUGUGAAGACAAGAGGUAAAGAAAUGAAAUGAAGAAAAUCAUCAUCAUCACGCAUAUUACUUGCUUGAAUGCAAAUUUUUUUUUUGGACAUGCCACACCAUAACCAUAAACCUCGACUUGUUUUCAUGAUU